Molecule: messenger RNA, 1155 nt
Organism: Closterium sp. NIES-67
Lineage: Eukaryota; Viridiplantae; Streptophyta; Zygnematophyceae; Desmidiales; Closteriaceae
Source: the annotation of a GenBank genome assembly
UAACGCCGUGCAAUCGUGUGGCUUGGCCGGGCGAGGUGAGGCGAGCAGCAGAGCACCUCUCUGGAACAGAGCCUGCUGCUGUCUCACUGGUUGCUGCAGCCAGCCAAGAGCAGCAUUGCCGUGCACCAACAGUUACAAAACCAUCCCAGGUUCCAGCAUUGCUAGCUGGUCAUAUAUAGCUCUCUCCUAGUCACACACUCAACAAUUUCAGUUCCUUUCUUUUACAGCUUUAUUUUUGAACCAGGGACAUUCAGCAACCAUCUGUCUGAUAAUUGCCGGCAGUCGGCAUCAGCAUCAAAUAUCAGUGUCCAACGCAAUAUCUCGCAACACCGCACCUCACUCCUGUUCGCAUCCUUACAUACUCCUCGAAUACUCCAUGGCUCCGAAGCUCCCUACCAGCAAGUCACCUGUCGCAACACCGAUUGACGAAUUCAGCUUUAUUUUUGACCUAAUGGAUCGAGAUCGCGACGGUCGCAUUUCUGCAACAGAGCUCGCAUCGGUUCUCGAGAGCCUCGGGGAAGAGCGGGUGGAGGAGACGGUUCAAGCCAUGAUGAGCCAAGCCGACACUGACGGCGACGGCUACGUCGAUUUCGAUGAAUUCAUCCGCGUUAGUAGCCACUCAGCAUCCACGCCCGCUCUUUUCGAGGCAUCUCCGAGAUCGACUCUAUUCGCGUCUCUCGCGUCCGAUUGCGAAUCAGCGGCUGAUGCGUUCUGCAGGAGUAGCGACGGCCCGUCUGUCGACGAUCUGGCAGCGGCUUUUGAGCUGUUCGACCGGAAUAAGGACGGCUUUAUCACAGCGGAGGAGUUAAGCGAAGUGAUGGGGGGGAUCUGGGAGGACGAGGACAUGUCGUUGGAAGAAUGCGAAAGAAUGAUCCGGAGCGUCGAUCUUGAUGGCGAUGGACGGCUGUGCUUCAGCGAGUUUGUGGAUAUGAUGCAGGCGUCAGGGUCAUGGGGGCAAGCUGAGCAGCAACCUUGCACGGAGCAACGGGGCGUGAGGGUGAAGCCGGGAAUCGUGUGCUGAUAGCUUUAAAGUAGAGGACUUCCUUACUGGGACAAUUUUCCAAGCCUCCAUUGAGUUACUAGAGAAACGAUGAUCAUGUGCCUUUGUACAUACAUAUUUGCACAUACACAAUUACACAGUGAUUUCCCCUGGCC